AUGGAUGGUAAGUUACCAGAACCUCCAGAACCUCCAGAAGAGAAUGUUGAGACUGACGAUAAAAGAAAUAGUGAUGAUUUUGGUGAUAAUGCUAAUGACGAUGGUGUCAGCAUUAAAAGGCAGAAUAAGAAAUUCUCGAAAUUGCGUAAAAUUUUCAAUAUCAGAAAAUCAAAAAAAUUGUAA
Molecule: messenger RNA, 183 nt
Organism: Entrophospora sp. SA101
Lineage: Eukaryota; Fungi; Glomeromycota; Glomeromycetes; Entrophosporales; Entrophosporaceae
Source: the annotation of a GenBank genome assembly